AUGGAUUCUGAAAGUCGGAGCGAGUCGGCUUUGAACAGUCCAACUGAGCCAGACGUAUCACUUGCUGCCUCCCUUACUGACCCUUUGGAAGCUCCUACCUUAGAAGAGGCUCGCAGAACUAUAAGGGAUUUACGCAUGAAAUAUCGUGCUCAAGCGCAUCAACUUAUGACAUGGCGUCGUGCGCACCGAACCCAGGAAGAGCUUUUAACCCGUUUGCAGCAAGAAAAAGCCGAACAGUUGAAAACAUUAUCGAGUCAACUUUUGCUUUUCGAGUCAAGAUUAGUCCGAAAACAGAAAGAGAUUACUAACAUGCUUGCAUUAAGAGAAACAAUAAUAAUAAAACAGCAGAAAGUUAUAGAAACAUUGCAAUCAAAGCUACAUGAAAAUGGUAUUGAAUUAGCACAACAGAUUCCUGACUUUAGAGAUAUGCUUCAAGACACACAUAUCACUGGCGAUUUUGAUUCUCUUAACGACUCGGACUCUGCCGUUAUCAUGGAAGAUAUUGAUUCUGAUUGCAGCAAUCUUCCGCUUGUGCCGAGAUUCAGAUCAACAAAUCCUGAUAGUGUCACUGUAGUGCGUUCCAUUUCCGAUGCUAUAGAUCCAAAUGUAAAGUAUAGUGUUGUUAGGCGAUCUAAUGGUUUUCUACGGAGACCGGAGAUUCUUGAGACCGUAUAUAGCGUGGAAGAAGAAGCUGAUGGGGAUUCUACGAAAGGCUUAAGCGCACAGAAUAGCACCGAAAAAGAAUCGAAGGAUAUAAACAAAACAGAUGAACAGAAAUAUAAUGAAACCAGUCUACUUGCUCAAAGACGAGAUAAUUUUCGGAUGCGGAGUUUGGUUCUAACCGCUGAAGUUAAAAGUAUAGAUUCAGAUAAAGAAAUGUCUAAGCCCAAAACAAAAGAUGUCUGGUCGUACAGCUAUGUGCCAAAAAGAAUGAUGCCAGCAAAUGACUCGGAUGAGGAAGUUACAUCGAAUGCUGAUAGCGAUGAAGGUGACCCUGAGCCCAAAUCGACUCAUGUCGUUACCUACAAUAGAGUUAUGUCUAACCACAGGAAUGUAACAAAACCAAAAGAUGUUAAAUACAAGAGAAUCAACAAGGCGAAAUCAAAAAGCUUGGAGGAAUUGAGAGGAAGACUAAAAAAUUGGGUGGAAAAAGGGAACAAAUUGCCAGGAAUUCCUUUAGAGCACGCUCAAAGCUAUGCUUGA
Molecule: messenger RNA, 1203 nt
Organism: Parnassius apollo (apollo)
Lineage: Eukaryota; Metazoa; Arthropoda; Insecta; Lepidoptera; Papilionidae
Source: the annotation of a GenBank genome assembly